Paramormyrops kingsleyae is the source of this 3368-nucleotide messenger RNA. RefSeq names its product granulin b (gene grnb). The record is from RefSeq and is a predicted model, not a curated record. Lineage: Eukaryota; Metazoa; Chordata; Actinopteri; Osteoglossiformes; Mormyridae. Gene Ontology annotation, cellular component: extracellular region.
CAAGAGUGGCGGCUUUAACAUUGGGCACUGUUUAUACGUACAAUUGUGUUGUAAUAAACUAUUCUGUGGUUUUGGUAGUUUUUUUUUUGCAGGUUGAUGUCUGUUUGGGCUGUCAAGGGGUUUUCGACGAUGCUGAAGAUAAGUGUGUUAUGCGUUUGUGUGCUAUCCCUGGCAUCAGCACUGACCUGUCCUGACAGUGGCCUAUGUGACAACAGUAACACAUGUUGCCAGACUGCUUCUGGAGUGUAUGGAUGGUGCCCAUUACCAAAUGCUGAAUGCUGUGGGGAUCAUUUGCAUUGCUGCUUUGCUGGCAUGCUGUGCGACCUGGAACAUUCACACUGUUCCAAUGCGAGCCACACCCUGCCCUGGCUGCGCAGGAUUCCAGCAGAAGUACCCCUAUUCCCACAGGCCUGGUCCUGCUUAGAUGGUGGGCAGUGUUGUCCUGAUGGAUACCAUCUCAGUGAUGAUGGAGCUUCCUGCACUAAGAAUAAAGCAAGUUAUGUGGAAGCCGUCAUCUGCCCCGACGGGGAGUCGGAGUGCCCCGAUGGAACCACGUGUUGUCAGCUCCCAGACAGCAGCUGGGGUUGCUGCCCCAUGGCCAAGGCAGUGUGCUGUGAGGACAGAAAACAUUGCUGCCCUGAGGGUACCAAGUGUGACCUCGAACACUCGAAGUGUUUGUACCCCACCCAAGGUGAAACCAUAAUUGUGAAGAAGUUCCCUGCCAGAAGGAGAGCAUCUCCAGAGGACCAUGGGAGGAGAGCUGCAAAUACUCCAGGUGGAAAGAGCCAGUACUCUGGUGGACAGACCCCUCUGAGAAGGAAGCUGACUGCAGCCCCCAGUGAUGUGAUAUGCCCAGACGUGGUGUCCAGGUGCCCGAAUGAGAUGACUUGCUGCCAGCUGAGCAAUGGGAGCUACGGGUGCUGCCCCAUGCCUAGAGCUGUUUGCUGUUCUGACUUCCUCCACUGCUGUCCUGAUGGCACCAAGUGUGAUCUGGCCCACAGCACCUGCGUGUCUUCUGGGGGGAGCAGUGUAUCCUGGGCUGCCAAGCUUCCUGCAAAGCCGGCUCCUCAGGCAGAGAGAGGCAACGUUGUCCCAUGUAACGACACUGUCGCCUGCCCUGACAACACGACCUGCUGUAAGAUGGCCGCAGAGCAGUGGGCGUGCUGCCCUUUCUCGCAGGCAGUGUGCUGUGACGACCACAUGCACUGCUGCCCCCACGGCACCAUCUGUAACCUGGUCUCCAGCACCUGUGACACUCCCACCAGCCCCGUGCCCCGGCUAGACAAGCGUCAGCCGGACGACCAAUGCAACAGCACCGCCUCCUGUCCGGGCCAGGCCACCUGCUGCAGGACGCCCAACGGAGACUGGGCUUGCUGCCCACUCCCUCAGGCAGUGUGCUGCGACGACCAUAUUCACUGCUGUCCCCACGGACACACCUGCAAUGUGGCGGCCGGCACCUGCGACAGCCCCUCAGGGCCUGUCCCCUGGCGGGAGAAGAGACCCGCACGCAUCUCAGAAGCUGAUGAGAAGUGCGACGAGCAGACUGUCUGCCCCAGUGGGACCACGUGCUGCAGGCAGAAUUCCAGAGAGUGGGCUUGCUGCCCCCUUCCCCAUGCAGUAUGCUGUGAUGACCACGAACACUGCUGCCCCAAAGGGUACAAGUGUGACGUCUCCCAGAAGACGUGCAACAAACCAGGGGCCCCCGGCCUUUCAUGGGCCCAAAAGCUGCCUGCCCAGAUGAAGCAUGGUGCUGAGGCCAACGUGAGCGCCCCCUUUGGGGGAAAGGAUAAGUGUGACCCCUAUUCCAGCUGUCCCAAAGAUAACACCUGCUGUUACAUGAAUAAAGUUGGCAGAUGGGGCUGCUGUCCACUGCCAAAGGCAGUGUGCUGUAAAGAUGGAGACCACUGUUGUCCGAAUGGCUACCAGUGCGACCAGAGACAGGAGUCCUGCAUCAGAGGAGGCCUGGUGAUUGGCUGGUACCGGAAGCUGGAGGCUCAGUCUCAUCCCAUUACGGCCUCCGACGUGAAGUGUGACACUCAGAGCAGCUGCCCCACUGGAACCACCUGCUGCCCCCUGUCUACGGGACAGUGGGGUUGCUGCCCGCUGGUCCAGGCCGUCUGCUGCGCCGACCACGAACACUGCUGUCCCCAGGGCUACACCUGUAACAUGAAGUCCGGCACGUGUGACAAGGAAGAGGGACACGUCAUCCAGAAAGUUCCCGUGAGGCCGAUUUCUGGGUCGGACCCGAAGGGAGCUGGAAAGGCCGACAGCCAGUGCAGUCACUGCUCAGAGGGAGAGACCUGCUGCUGGAGCUCACAUACAUCUGAGGCCUGCUGCCCAUGGCCUGAGGCCGUGUGCUGUAGUGACAUGACACACUGCUGCCCUGCGGGGUACACCUGUGACCUGGAGGCUGGUUCCUGUAGCAGACCCAAUCAGCUCAGCUGGGAUUUCCUUCUGACACGCGACAGCAGAGCCGUAACUCCGGUGUGACAGAGAGCCUUACUGAUGUCCAGAGCUCUUCAUCAAAACCUGAGGACAGCAGACAAUAUAUUUUAGACUUAAUUAUGAUUUUGUGUUUUUUUUUUUCUCCUCCUGGGUUCUCUCCUUUGGUGAGAUGUAUAAAUGGAACUUUUGUUAUAAGCAGACAUUCAUUGAGGAAGCUGAUCUGGUUUCAACUUGGAUGUUUCCUACUGUUUUUCAAACCUCUAGCUCAAACUGAAUCAUUUAUGUCACUGGUAUUACUAACCUUGUUUGGAUGUUUCAUUUGAUAUGUUUUUAAAUUAAUAUCCUAGUUCAAUGUGACACACAGUGCUUUUGGAAUUUUAAAUUUGUUUUCCUAUUUAUAAAAGCGUUUUGUUCCUCUGUCAACUGCCACUGCAGAUUUAAACUUUACCAUGCAAGUACUUAUGAAAUAUAGAUGCAUAUCACUGGUGUGGUGUACCUGCGAGGGAACCACUGGUAAUUACCUUAUCGUAUUCUUCUAAGUUUGUCACCUCGGUGCCCAUGCUUUCUCACAAUCUGAUGAAACUUUCUUGGCAUAUUUUGAGAUUUGCACAUUUGGUUGCAGAAGGCUGAGACAUUACAUUUGCAGAAGGUAACAGAUUACUUGUAUUGCCCUAGAAUGGAUUUGAUGUAUCCAUGCUGGUAGGAUUGACGUUAGUGUUCUUAGAGAAUUUUUCAUUGUUUUUAUAUUUAAUUCUUACAAUUGUUUUUUUCUGAAACUGUCAUUUUGAAAUGUGGAUUUUGAGGGACUCUUACAUUUACCAAAGGAGUUCAAAGUGCAGGACUUUGCAGGUUCAGCAUUUUAUUGCAUGUCAGAUGUGACAUAAUCAGAUUGUUUGGGGUUAAAUAAAAAGAUAGUUACUGCC